Messenger RNA from Rotaria sordida, 709 nucleotides. The record is from the annotation of a GenBank genome assembly. NCBI's taxonomy places the organism in Eukaryota, Metazoa, Rotifera, Eurotatoria, Philodinida, Philodinidae.
AUGGUAUUACACGAAAAAUAUGUUUGUUCUAUUCUUCAUCAAGCAUGUGCUAUACUUAAAACUUUACCAAAUUAUAAUCGUAUCGAUUUAUCGACUUUACGUCAUAUAUUCAUUAUUGGUGAUCUUCAUGGGCAAUUAGCUGAUUUAUUACAUAUAUUUAAUGCGAAUGGACUACCUGCCAUUGAUAAUCCAUAUAUAUUUAAUGGAGAUUUUGUUGAUCGAGGCCGAAAUUCAGUUGAAGUUAUUCUCUUACUUAUGGUUGCAUUGAUUCUCUAUCCAAGUUCAGUCUUUCUUAAUCGGGGUAAUUAUUUUUCUUUUUGUGUACUCAAAAAGUGAGUACACUCUAGAAUCGGUCAGUAUGUCCGUCCGGCCGUUAACACGAUAACUUUUGAAAGGAGAGUCCAAUCGCGAUGAAAUUUUCUACACAGUUCAGUCUUAACAAUGUCUCGGUCGAGUUCGAAGAUGAGAAGAAUUGGCUCAACCAUUCCUGAGUUAUUGCAAAAAUACUCAUUUUUUCUUAUGGCUUCCUAUGCGAAAAUCGACCAAUCCCCGCUUUCGUAAAAAACUUUUCCUAUCAUACCCAAAUAAAACCCCAACUAUUAUAUACCAUUCGAUAGAGAAUUUCACGAGCUACAAAAUGGUAUAUGAUAUAUAAAGAAAUUAGAAGGUUAAGUCACCUAUAUGGCAGACAUAAUUAUGCAGGAAGCAA